AUGCUUCCUCUAGGAGUUGUAGCCUAUCCUUCGGUUGGUGCCGGUCCUCUGGGUGACGGGUCGUCGUCUAUCUGGAAAAAGCCCAGGGUACUCAAGCUCAAACGCGCCUUGUCGAAGCAGAGAACACCAUCUCGCGAGGCUGCAAGUUCCCACAUCCCUUCGCCUGGCCUCACUGGAUUGAUACCCGCCCCUGUUCAUGCUGAGCAUCCUCCUGCUGUCGUCACCCAGUCUUCCUGUUCGACGAAGCCCAGGCCAAAGCACGUUCCCAUUCUUAUCCCGCACUAUGUUCCGAGCGUAGCACCAGACAGUCCUUGUACAUCUUGUGGACUUAGCUCAUCCAGAACCUCUACGACAGUAUCCAGUGGCCAUCCUAGUCUUUCGAGCUUUCCUCUGGCCCGCGGUUCUGUUGGCGAUUCUUCUAGCAUUAGGUCGCGGCAUGUGGAGAUCGUGAUUCCAGACUGGGCUUUACCUAUCCAAAGAUUCUCUACAUCGCCCAUUACCUUUCCCUUUGAUUGGGACGUCAAAUCACCCGUCUCACCUCCUUGGCUCUUGAGUUCGACCAGGAUGAUGGCCCGUCAAACGCCGAACACGAGCCGGACAAACACCAUCGACUCGCAAACCUCGGCACCGUCGCCAUCGCAGUUUGUCAACUCUAGCCAAACAAGCCUUCAUCGCCAAGAUGGUCAAGAUGGAGAACGACCGCCUACUUCAUCUGCGAGGACGCCAGGCUUAGGUGUUUCACCUGCAUUGAUGCAGACGGCAGGGCUCGGUACACCCUCUAGCUCAACAUCUGGACUUUCCGGCUUGGUCUGUAAUGUUCAUCGGACGACGGGUCGUGAACCGCACCCCUUGGUCGGCGCAACGACUACCAUAUUGGGCGACAAACUCUAUGUAUUUGGGGGCAGGAGGCUGUCUAGAACGCGACCACAACUCACUUCGGAUCUUUACGAGCUUGAUCUGAUUAAGCGACAUUGGACGAAGAUUGAUGCGAAAGGCGAUUUACCCCCGCCCAGGUACUUUCACAGUGUAUGCGGUUUGGGAGACACAAAGCUCGUCUGUUACGGUGGCAUGUCCCCUGCGUCUCAACAGCCGAACCAGUCGGCCGCGGUACCACAGGGUACUCCUUCAGAUGCACAGCCAGAGGUCGUGGUCAUGUCCGAUAUACACAUCUAUGACGUCCCCACCAGAACAUGGAUGCACAUAGCAACACCCGAUGCUCCACAGGGCCGAUAUGCACAUUGUGCAACGAUUCUACCUUCGGCUGCUGUCUUCUCCUCUACGAACGCCACGUUGACAGCGAUAAGGCAUAAUCCAUCCUCGACAUUGCCCAAUCAAGGAUCUAUUGGAGUGCAGCUCGACGGGGAGGGUGGGGCUGAAAUGGUCGUUGUUGGUGGCCAAGACAGUGCCAAUCACUACAUCGAGCAAGUGAGCGUCUUCAAUCUGCGAAGCCUGAAGUGGACAGCAACCAACCCGUUGGGCAGGAGUUGCGGCGCAUAUAGAAGUGUCGUAGCUCCCCUUUCAACCAUGGAUCCAGGUAAGCUGGGAAUGGGAACACCCGGUACACGGAGCGACAGCGACAGCCCUGCGGAAGACGCACCAUCCAGAAGCGGCGGCGCCUCUUCGAUGCUUAUCUACUCAAAUUACAACUUUCUGGAUGUAAAGCUUGAGCUACAGGUCAGACAUCCGGAUGGGACUUUAUCCGAAAAGACAAUGCAGGGUGAUUUCUCACCGCCCGGCCUACGCUUCCCUAAUGGUGGUGUGAUUAACAAUCAUUUUGUCGUAAGCGGCACUUUUUUGACAUCUUCGAAACAAGAGUAUGCCCUUUGGGCACUCGACCUGCGCACGUUGAGCUGGGGUCGGAUCGAGGCCGGAGGCAAUAUCUUCAGCCAAGGCAGCUGGAACCGGGGAAUAUUGUGGAAUCGCAGAAACACUUUCGUGAUUUUGGGCAACCGGAAGCGAAGCCUCGUGGAGGAUUAUAAUCACCGUCGGAUCAACUUCUCGAACAUAUGUGUCGUUGAGUUGGAAGCCUUCGGAGUAUACGACAAUCCGCGAAAGGUCGCACCCAAUUCAGGCUUUACGUCUGUCAGUGGACCUGGGCAUGUCGAUGGCCUCGAUUUCAACGCAGGGGGUCGAUUGAUGUCGCCUGCAGCAGCUGAGCUAGGCCAAUUGGCCCUGGGUAUGCGCGAGUUGGCCGACAUGGAUUUCCUAGCCAUACAUGGCGAACGUAUCCCUGUCAAUUCUCACCUGAUCGCGCGGCGUUGGGGACCGUAUUUUAAUCAACUGCUUCGCGAAAGCACAAUCCCACCCGAGAAUGGGGAUACCGCGACGCUCCGGCCCGUUGCUGGCGUGCACCCCUCUCGAAACUCGAGCAUAACCAUAACACCGUCAAUUAAGACCUCUUACUCGGCGGCUACGACGCUCACGAACAACACCAUAACCUCUGACACCUCAACUGCCGCAGCCUCCAGCAUUGGACCGCCAGACCCCGCUGCUCAGCCUCCGGCAUUCAGACCCCGCACGCUGUAUCUUCCGCAUACGCAUCUCACUUUACAGGCCCUAAUACACUUUCUCUAUACGUCCUCUUUACCUCCAGUGAAUACAUCCCUUUGCACGCCACAAAUACUGUGCUCGCUUCUGCAACUUGCGAGACCUUAUCACAUCGAUGGUCUUCUUGAGGCCAUUAUCGAACGCUUACACAUGAUCCUCGACAACCGUAAUACAGCUGCCAUAUUCAACGCUGCUGCCAUGGCUGCAGGCGGGGGUUCCGGCGUCAACUUCCUUGGCGUCAACGGCGUCGCUUCGAACGGUACUUCGAACGGAAUUCACGACUCCACGGCGACGUCCUCAGCUGCUGCCCAGCGGUCAUUAGACCCAGGCCUUCGUGCCCUCCGUAUCAACACAGACGUGGUCACAGAACACGACGACGAAGUCAGCUCAGCCGUAUCAUCUGCAACAUCAGCAUCGGCAAGCGACGCAGGAGACGGAAGCGGUAUCAGUGGCGAUCGCGAGGUUUGGAACGGAGAGCUCAGCGCGGUCGUAGGCCUACAAAAACGCGGUCUAAGGGGAUUGAUGGAAGGUCGGCGAGCAAGAGAAAGAGAAAUGGGAAGAGGUAGUAGCAGGAGUAGAGACGAGGGCGGGCCUUCGAAUGGGGAUGGCGUGGGUCUCGGCUUGAUGGCAGGUGGAUCAUGA
Paraphaeosphaeria sporulosa is the source of this 3189-nucleotide messenger RNA. RefSeq lists its product as uncharacterized. Gene Ontology annotation, cellular component: cytosol; mitochondrion. Lineage: Eukaryota; Fungi; Ascomycota; Dothideomycetes; Pleosporales; Didymosphaeriaceae. The transcript is spliced from 3 exons. Bases 1 to 3189 code for a protein of 1062 amino acids. Gene Ontology annotation, biological process: cell redox homeostasis. Gene Ontology annotation, molecular function: protein binding. The record is from RefSeq and is a predicted model, not a curated record.